Rhipicephalus microplus (southern cattle tick) is the source of this 2894-nucleotide messenger RNA. RefSeq lists its product as uncharacterized. Lineage: Eukaryota; Metazoa; Arthropoda; Arachnida; Ixodida; Ixodidae. The record is from RefSeq and is a predicted model, not a curated record.
CAUGCGCGUUUACCUGUUUAUUCCCUGAUAUUACAUUUUUUAGUUUUGUUUGACAUUGUAUAACAUUAUAUGUGUAAAAAAAGAAGGCGUGAGAUUUCUGAGAUUUGAUUUCGUAUAUAUUCAUGUGUGUUUCCUAAUAAACUUGGUUUGAAGUUUAGCGCUCGUGUUGUCUACGUUUCUUUCUUUUGUCUCCGUGUUGUGGCGCUAAGAUUUCUUAGUCAUGCAUCGUUACCAACCCGCCCAACUCGCCGCACUCGUCAGUCUUAUUUCUAGUACGAAGGGCUCUGUUAUUUGUUCUAACGUUUUGCUCUCUAAUCCCAGCCUUCUCACGUCACUGAUCGCAGUGUAUAUAUGUCGAGCCCGGACGGCGUCUUGGUAUGCUAAGACGUCUACGUGUCCCCCCGAUCUUCAGGUGCUCGUUGGCGUGUUGCGUCCUUCGGCUGGACAUUCCAGAAGGAUGUGCCGUUUGCUGUGCUCGGAAUGGUGGCAUCAAGUUCGUUUCCUCAAGGAUUGUUUGCGUUUGACUUGUCAACAGGAUUUAAGCCCGCCCCAUGUGAACUACAAAUAUAAUCUGUGGCUGAAGCUUUGCAACCAAGUUACUGAGUGGCUAUGGAACCAGGUCAGACCCACGCUUCCUGCAAGAACAAGAACUAAGGCAACUUCGGAGACCAAGGUGCUCAACUUGAGUGAAUGUGAUGUGCCAGUCAAGCACUUGGAUGUGUUGAGUAAAGGUCCCAAGUUUUGUGUGGAACCGGCCCUUCGCCCGGCAGAACUGGUAUCGGUUUCGAGGUCCGUGGCUCGAAGAGUGCCCGAGGACAGCAGGACUACUUGUGUGGCGGAGUGCACCGAUGUUCUGCUUAAGCAUAGACCAAGGCGAGUGCAUGAUAUUGUCAUGUCUUCGGUUGUUGAUUUCUUGCAUUCCUCUGGCCUCACUUGUGUAGUGUCCGACAAGGAAGGGUUCUUCGUGGUUCUGACUCGUGGAUUGUUUUCCGAGAAAGGAAGCGUGGCUAUUGCCAAGAAUUUUCGAGAAGUGUCGCACAACCCUUCCAAGGUAAAAAAGCAAGCAGUGGAACUGCUCAAAAGCCUAAGUUUAGAUAAACUGGUCAAUAAGGUAAAGAAAGAAAUGGGUGAUACUCUAGAUGUUUUCUUUACCGCUAAGACCCAUAAGCCUGACGUUCCCUUCCGUACCAUAGUUUCUGAAAGGAACACUUGGCUUCAAGUAGUGUCCCGAUAUCUUCAAAAGAACCUUGAAUCUCUGGGUGUGGUUGACCCUUUUCAAGUGGCCAGUUCGGAUAUGCUCGUAGAUUUUCUUAGGAACAACGACUCGGGAGGUUUAAGGGCAUUUAGCCUCGACAUAGAGGAUCUUUACUACUCCUUACCGCAAGCCCCUCUUCUGCAGAGUGUAAAGGAGUGUAUUGGGAAUCAAGAGGACGAACAUGAGUUCACCUCUCGUUCAGGUGUGUCAGUUGAGGGGUUCCUCGAGGUACUGAGGUGUUACCUGGAAGCGACACUUGUCACUUGGAAAGGGAAAGUAUUUGCUCAGAAAUCUGGCGUAUGUAUCGGUUCGUGUGUCGCGCCUAUUCUGAGCACAAUAUUUUUGGCAAAGGUGGACAGGGCUAUACAGGGUAGUCUUGUUGAUCUGGCAAUCAAAGUGUUUCGUUAUGUUGACGAUUACUUGGUUUUCGUGGACAGGUGUGUUUUUAUCGAAAAAAUGAUUAAUGUAAUGAAGGUGUUCAGGGAGCAAGGGCACGGUUUGACGUUCACAUGUGAGGUACCCCGGAACGAUGCUUUGCAGUAUUUAGACCUCCAGUUAGCAUUUAACCCUGAUAGUAUAUGCUGGCGAUAUAAACCAAGGUCUCAAAAGGGCUUGCUCGACUACCAGUCUGGUCACUCCAGACUUGUAAAGAACGGAAUAGCCAGCUCCUGUAUCCGGUCUGCCAUCUCAAAGUCAUGCCCGCAUUUGAUUAGACAAAGCAUGUGUGAACAAGCAGUUAAGUUGCGGCAGGCAGGGUACCCUGAUGCUGUUAUAGCCGCUGUUAGUGAAAGAUUGCUUAAAACCGUAAGAGCAGGUGGUAUGCUGGCGCCGACGGAACGAUGCAAAGGGAGCAGACCUUUCUCGGUAAUCCCUUAUAUUCACGGAGUGUCCCACCGGUUUAAGAGAGUGGCGGCACGCUUUGGCGUCAACGUGGUGUUUUCAGCCAAAAGUAAACUGAAGGAUAUUUGCCCGAGACUGCAGCACCUUGAAAAUAAAAAAAGUGGUAAAAAAGGCAAGUGCACAAUGAGACAUGGCAUUCGUUUCGUGUCUUGUGUAAAAGGGGUGGUAUACGAGACGCCCUUUUCGUGCGGACACGUUUACGUGGGCCAAUCUGGGCGGUGUCUCAAUAUCCGUCUACGCGAGCACCACAGCUCUUUGAAAGGCACACCGUCAUCCCACUUGGCAUUACAUUGCCGUCAGUGUGGCUGCACUCCAAUGUUCGAACAAACAGCUGUGCUAUUCCGUCACAGAGAGCAGCUAACCCGAGAAUUAGUUGAGGCCUGUAUCAUCCGAAAACAUGGCGAUAAGUGCGUGAGUCAACCGUCUGUACUCCUUCACGAUAAAGAGUUUUCAUUCCUAAUGAGCACGUUUUCGUAGUUUCACCGAGUUAAGCCUGCGCAGUUGGUAUUAUAUUUUUCGUUUGUAGGGUUUUUCGGGGGGCUGUUAAGUUUUUCUAAAUUUUUUUUCUUGGUUCCUUUUACACAUGCGCGUUUACCUGUUUAUUCCCUGAUAUUACAUUUUUUAGUUUUGUUUGACAUUGUAUAACAUUAUAUGUGUAAAAAAAGAAGGCGUGAGAUUUCUGAGAUUUGAUUUCGUAUAUAUUCAUGUGUGUUUCCUAAUAAACUUGGUUUGAAGUUUA